This is a messenger RNA of Python bivittatus (Burmese python), 4114 nucleotides long. Lineage: Eukaryota; Metazoa; Chordata; Lepidosauria; Squamata; Pythonidae. The record is from RefSeq and is a predicted model, not a curated record.
AAGAAACUAAGCUAAGGAAUUCCCAUCCAUCUUGAGCUCCUUGAAUUUAUUAUAACCUGCUUUUCUGAAAUCCAAGACAAUGUCAUCUUUUGGGACCUCAAAAGCGUGCCUUCUCUGUAGCAAUGCCUGCCUCUGGGAUGAAGUUCUCCCCAAGAUCAGAUGGCACCCACUCUGCUGUUGUUCAGAAGAGUGGUGAAGACCUGGCUUUUGGAACUCAUUGCAUACCUGGAUAAAGUUUCUUGCUGACUUUUUUCCUGAGGAGUGUAAUUCUUUGAGGCUCAUACCUCAGUCUCUCAAGGAAUAGCAGCGUGGGAAAAGGUAUAAAAGUUAAUGUUUUCUUCUACCCGGACAAAGGAGAAUGGGGACCCUACACCCAAAAGAAUGAAGACUCGACAGAAUAAAGAUUCUAUGUCAAUGCGGAGUGGUCGAAAGAAGGAGACUCCAGGGCCCCGAGAGGAGCUCAGGACACGGGGUCGAGCAUCUCCAGGUGGUGUCAGCACUUCCAGCAGCGAUGGCAAAGCUGAGAAAUCCCGACAAACUACCAAGAAAGGUCGUGUGGAGGAAUCGAUGGCUCCUAAAGGAAGCAAGCAGAGUCGAUCAGAGGAGAUUUCAGAGAGUGAAGGAGAAGACACCAAUGCUGCAAAGAAAACUAAAACAGAAGAGCUGCCAAGACCACAGUCUCCUUCUGAUGUGGACAGCCUAGAUGGUCACAGCUUCAAUGAUGAGACAAGCAGUGACCCACGAGACAUUGACCAAGAUAAUCGAAGCACCUCUCCCAGUGUCUAUAGCCCUGGCAGUGUGGAGAAUGAUUCCGAUUCCUCCUCUGUGCUUUCACAAGGACCCUCUCGCUCUUAUCAUCACCCCCCACUCUUUCCCCAGAGCCCCUCACCAGCUCCCCUGACGGAGGGCCUAGCACGUCCAGCAGAAUCCAACUUCAGCUUAACAGGGGAGGUUCAUCCUCAGGGCCCCACGAGUGGCUACCAAUCUCAGCUUGAAGCCCAGGCUUCAAGGAUUUUCCAGGCGCAGGCCCAAGCCCCCCCAGUUCCCACUCCAUCCACCAACUCAUCCUCCUCCCCCUCUUCUUCAUCCUCUUCCUCCUGCACUAUGCAUGCUUCUCUGUACCCGAAUGCUAAUGUAGUCCAACUGGGGCCCAAAGUUGUGAGCGCAGGGGUGGGAAUUCCAGCACCAAGUGUGCGUGAGCAGUCCCUGGGUACUAAGCAUAACCCACCCCCAACUACUCCUAUUUCAUUAGCCUCUGUGGCAGGUGGCUUGCCUCCUCAGAAGACACCUCCAAACAAUUCCCCAUCAAUAAUUCCUUCUGCUGCUGCCACCUUUCCCCAUGUGCUGGCCAAUCUGCCUCCCCCUCCAGCUCUGCGCCCUCUAAAUAACAUGUCUGUGACUUCCAGCUCACCAGGGGUGGUGGGGCAAGCAUUAAGUGGACAUCUUUCAUCACCCCAUGCAAUAGGGCAGGAUAAGUCACCUGCCCCUUCUCGUUAUCCCUAUGCUCCCCCUCCUCCUCCACCCCCCAGCUCUUCUGCUCAGUAUCCCCUUCCUCCUCCUUCCCAGGCACUACCCAGCUACAGUUCAUCAUAUGGCCACUCCUUUCCACCACCCAGCAGCCUCUCUGUAUCCAGCCAACCACCCAAGUACACUCAGCCCUCCAUGCCCUCCCAGCCUGUGUGGAGUCAAGGCCCACCACCAUACAGCCGCCCACUAGGGAACACCAACUCCCACCCUCCUGCCUCCUUUCCUGGUCAAUCCACUCAUCACCAGCAGCACCAUCACAACCACAGCAGUGGUGCUGGUCUCUCUCCAGCAGCAGUUGCCACACCACAAACAUCUGGUAGUUAUUCCCACCCACUAGAAGCAGGUCCACAUCACCCUUCUCAUGCUGCCUAUGGGCUACGCCUCUACCCACCUCAUAGCCAUGCUACAUACAGCCAGGCUCCUUCUGCAUCCUCCUCCUCCUCCUCUUCCUCUUCCUCCUCCUCUUCCUCCUCCUCGUCCUCCUCCUCAUCCCAGGGGACAUACCCCGGACUCUGUAGCCAUCCCCAAGGGCAGAGCACAGCCACUUAUGCCUUUCCUCCCCCACCUCCACCUUCACCUGCACAUGGGGCUGGACCCCCAGUCACUUCUGCUUCAGUUACCCUCUCCACUGUCAUAACCACAAUGGCCUCUUCUUCUACAGCCCCGUAUAAGACAGCAUCACCUCCAGUAGGACCGCCAACGACAGCCCCUUAUGGAAAGCGUACAGCUUCCCCAUCUCCUACUUUCCAGCCGCCAACCUCGUACAAGCCAGGCUCUCCUCCUGCAUCCUCAGCAUCCUCAUUCCGGGUAGCCACACCACCAGGAUACAGACUAAGCUCUUCUCCGGCAGCUGGGGGCUACAAGGCCUCCUCACCAGCCCCCAUGGCUCCUCCCGCCUCUGGAAGUAUGGCUGCCCCUGCCCCACCCUUGCCUCCCCUGCCACUCAGUGCUGCACAAAUCAAACAAGAGCCUUCAGAGGAAUAUGAGACCCCCGAUAGCCCAAUGCCUCCAAUUCGGAGUCCUUCCCCAGCCCCCAAAGUGGUGGAUGUACCAAGUCAUGCCAGCCAAUCAGCCAGGUUCAACAAACAUCUGGAUCGUGGCUUCAAUUCCUGUUCACGGACUGAUCUCUACUUUGUGCCCCUGGAUGGCUCCAAACUGGCCAAGAAAAGGGCUGAUCUUGUUGAGAAAGUGCGCAGAGAGGCUGAACAGAAGGCCAGGGAAGAGAAAGAGCGGGAAAGAGAGCGAGAACGAGAGAAGGAGCGGGAAAGGGAGAAGGAAAGGGAACUGGAACGAAGUGUGAAGGUUGCCCAAGAGGGCCGGCCAGUGGAUUGUCCAUCUCUUGGCCCUGUUCCUCAUCGUCCAUCUUUUGAGCAAGGCAGUGCUGUAGCAACUGUCCCACCCUAUCUGGGUCCUGACACGCCAGCCCUUCGCACCCUCAGCGAGUAUGCCCGGCCUCAUGUCAUGUCUCCGAGCAACCGGAAUCACCCCUUCUAUGUCCCAUUGGGUGCAGUUGAUCCAGGACUGCUCGGUUACAAUGUGCCAGCCAUCUACAGCAGUGACCCAGCCACGCGGGAGAGAGAAUUGCGAGAACGGGAAGCCCGUGAACGAGACCUCAGGGAUCGUGAUCUGCGUGAGCGUCUUAAGCCUGGCUUUGAAGUUAAACCAGCUGAGUUGGAGCAGCUCCAUGCCGUGCCCAGUGCUGCAAUGGAUCCUUUUCCACGGCAUGGGGGGCUGGCUCUCCAGGCAGGUCCAGGCCUCCACCCUGCUUUUCCCUUCCAUCCAGGGCUGGGCCACCUGGAACGAGAACGGCUAGCCCUGGCGGCUGGCCCAGCCUUGCGCCCUGACAUGUCUUAUGCCGAGCGAUUAGCAGCUGAACGACAGCAUGCCGAGAGAGUGGCUGCUCUGAGCAACGACCCCUUGGCUCGGCUGCAGAUGCUCAAUGUGACCCCCCAUCAUCACCAGCACUCCCACAUCCACUCCCACCUCCAUCUCCACCAGCAGGACGCCAUCCAUGCAGCUUCUGCCUCUGUUCACCCUCUUAUCGAUCCACUGGCUUCUGGGUCACAUCUCACCCGAAUACCCUACCCAGCGGGCACUAUACCUAAUCCACUUCUGCCUCACCCACUCCAUGAAAAUGAAGUGCUGCGCCACCAGCUUUUUGCUGCCCCCUACAGAGACCUGCCUGGCUCUCUUUCUGCCCCAAUGUCUGCAGCACACCAGCUCCAAGCCAUGCAUGCACAGUCGGCAGAGCUGCAGCGCUUGGCCCUGGAACAGCAGCAAUGGCUGCAUGCCCAUCACCCUCUGCAUGGAGUGCCACUUCCCACACAAGAGGAUUACUACAGUCAUCUGAAAAAAGAAAGUGACAAGCCCCUUUAAAUGGACCCCAUUCCCCAUGAUGAUGUCAUUAUCCCUUGUUGCUGCUGCUUCUUCUUGGAGAGGAAAAUCAACUCACCAAACCUGGAUGAGGGAGAAGCUACCUAGUGACACAGUUCCUUAAGUCAUUCCACAAACCCAAACAACUGUGGUGGGAGGGAAGAGGGUAGUACAAGGGAAAAUAUGAAAGAUCAACAAGGACUUUGGACAAGUG